This is a messenger RNA of Labrus mixtus (cuckoo wrasse), 644 nucleotides long. It is a transcript of the gene hspb11, whose product is annotated as heat shock protein, alpha-crystallin-related, b11. The transcript has 5 exons. Lineage: Eukaryota; Metazoa; Chordata; Actinopteri; Labriformes; Labridae. Gene Ontology annotation, cellular component: cilium; centrosome; intraciliary transport particle B. The record is from RefSeq and is a predicted model, not a curated record. Gene Ontology annotation, biological process: intraciliary transport. Bases 157 to 561 code for a protein of 134 amino acids.
CGACAUAUUGGUUGGCUUGGCAACAGUCGUAGGUAGCGUUGGUUUCCGACUUCUCAAACACACGUAAAAAAACCAAAAACAAACCAGAUAGUUGGGUAUUAUUAAAGAAGCGUCUGUUAGCGUAUGUAGCCAGCUUCAUUAUAAUCUUCAGUGAAGAUGAUUGAUUCUUCUCUGAAUUCUUUGGGUGCGAAAGUAGUGGUCGCUGCAUCCGGCGAUGAGAAUCAUCCACCAGAAAACAUCAUUGACGGAAACACGACAACCUUUUGGAUGAGCACUGGUAUGUUUCCUCAAGAGUUCAUCAUUCACUUGGCUGAUCUCGCGAACAUUACUGCAGUGACUGUCGACAGCUACAAUGUCAAACGUCUAAAGAUAGAAAAGAAUACCUCACAAAAUGUUUCUCAUUUUGAGUUGGUCACGGAGCAAGAAUUAGAACAUACAGAGGGACAUCUUCAGUCAAAUACUAUAUCGCUAAAUAGGAGCAGCGCAACCCAUCUUCGUUUUAUCAUCACCUCAGGAUACGAUCACUUUGUCUCAGUGCAUAGAGUCAGUGUACAGCAUUAAAACAUUUGAUGGUUGCAUCAUGCAUUUAUGUAUGUAUAUAUUUAUAUGUCAUUAUUUGGUCAAUAAAAUAUGAGUAGAUCUCA